AAAACAGUAUAGCCUGGAGGGAAGGGAACAGUGAAUGAAGCCAUUUGGGAUAAAGUAUGGUAAAGUUUGUUCCAUUGUUACUUUUCCAAACCAUUUUUCCCAGUCCAGAAGUGGAGAUGUCAAUCGCAACAUGCCUUCAAGUCGUUAACCCCACGGAGGAGCAGCAGAGAACUCACAUGACCCUAACUCCAAGUCACUGUUUGUUCAAGUUGUACGCUUCAGGUAGAACACGUCUUAAUGUGAGGUUAGAGUUGUUCAUCUACGAGACACAGAGUCAAGAAGAAGGAAAUGUUUGAAAUGGAAAAACGUAACUGAGGCUAAUAUUCUUUUAUUAACAUUUAUGAAAAGAAUAUUGUAGCUACAGACCACAGCUGCUGCGACCACUGGGCCCAGACUUAUUACAUGGUCACCGCAGUGAAAAGCCAUGAAGGUUUCACUCUGACCACUGUGUGUCUUUGCUGAAUCACUGGAGUCAGUCCUUCAUGACCUUGACUCCUGGUAAACAUCCCUUGGUCAUGUCCUGAUUGUUUAUGACGGAUGUUUGAUUUCCUCACUGGUAAUUAAGAAAUACUUCUUUUAUCUGAGGAUUAUGACGGACCAGGGAGUGAUAUGUAAAUCAUGUCCUGUUUGAUCAUUUACUCAGGAUUAACUGCGUACUGUGACACUGCUGGUGCCAGGGCCGUUGUGUACUUCGUGGAAACACUAGAAUGCGGCGGGUUUUUCCCCAUUUUUCAGAUUGGUUUCACCGAGAAGCUCUGUCGCCUUCCUGAGGCCAGAGAAACAAGGCGUCAGGUGACUGGGACACUGCAGUGAGGGGAGAGGAGGGGAGAGAGGGAAGGGAAGGGAAGGGAGUCUCCGUCUCUACCAUCAAACUGUUGCUGUUUGACUGGCGGCCAGUUAGAAACCUGCUGCUGCUGCUGCUGCUGAGCGUAAACGCAGUGUGUUUCGUGUGUGUGUGUGUGUGUGUGAGAGAGAGAGUUGUCUGGAUAGACGCAGCAGCUUGUCCUCUCUCACUCUCUCGCCCCCCCGCCCCCCACUCUCUCUCUCUCUCUCUCUCUCGCUCCAAUCACACACUCGGGAGCUGCGCCUUGACGCACCACGCAGAGUUGGAUUAUAGUAUUGCGCGCUGAUCUUUGACGGGACUUUUGCCUGUUUUCCCACGUUGCCCGCCGCUCCGCUGCCCACUGACUGGCAUCUGUAUCGAUUUGCCAUCGGAAUCAAUACCACAGCAACAUUUGGAGGGUUUUUCCUCUUUUUUUUCUUCUUUUUUUCUUUUGGAUAACCGAAGACUUCAUUUUGCCAGAUGCGUGUUGUGAAUCAGGAAUAAAGAAGGUCUCACCUGGAUCACUGAAAUGUGCGUGAAAGUGCGUGGUUCUGUGGGUCUGGUCAGGGUCUGAGCUGUUCCACCAGCCUGGUUGCGCACUCGGACUCAAAGACAUUUCCACUGCACGGACAGACACGAGAUCACACCCGAGGAUUUGCGCACCGCAUGCCGGGGACAUGUGGAAGUUUGCGCCGCUGUAGCGCAGAGAGAGAACCGGUCCAGCGUCUCGUCCUCCGCCUCUCUCCUCACCCAGGAGGACAAACUCUCGACUCGCAGCCCUGACGCGCAGAAUCCUCAACUAGAGACAAAUGUAAAUUCAUCAAGUGCGAUUUUAGGGACAUCCAUCAGAAGACGGGGCAGAGCAGCGAAGGCAGGACUGCAUCUACGUGUUGCGGAGUUGUGUGAGCUCUCUGUGGGAUUUCGGGACUCGGUUUUUAGUCGCCUUCCUGUUUCCCUGUAACCUGUGUUCGUGGGACUCAUAUUCAGCCACUUGCCGCAGUGAUGAUGGGAGCCUGGUGCGCCGUUGGCCCUGGCCGCUCCCCGGCGGCUGCAGGGCUGCUGCUGCUGCUGGCUGCCCUGGCUUUGGCUCUGCUCAGCGGGGCAGAUGGGCAGCCCUGCCCGGCCCCGUGCUCCUGCACUGGUACUACAGUGGACUGUCACGGCCAAGGGCUGCGCAGCGUGCCCAGGAACAUACCCCGAAACACGGAGAGACUGGAUCUGAAUGCAAACAACCUCACCAAAAUCACCAAGGCCGACUUCACAGGACUGAGGAAUCUACGAGUGCUGCAAUUAAUGGAAAACAAAAUCACCACCAUUGAAAGAGGAGCCUUUCAGGACCUGAAGGAGCUGGAGAGACUGCGCCUGAAUCGCAAUAAUCUGGCUGUGUUUCCUGAGCUGCUUUUCCUGGGAACAACAAAGCUUUACAGACUGGAUCUCAGCGAGAACCAGAUCCAAGGAGUUCCACGGAAAGCCUUCAGGGGAGCUGUGGAGAUCAAGAACCUCCAGUUGGACUACAACCACAUCAGCUGUAUCGAGGAUGGAGCAUUCCGAGCGUUACGUGACCUGGAAGUUCUGACGCUGAACAACAACAACAUCAGCAGACUGUCUGUGGCCAGUUUCAACCACAUGCCAAAGCUCAGGACCUUUCGCCUGCACUCCAACAACCUGCAUUGUGACUGUCACGUGGCCUGGCUGUCAGAGUGGUUGCGGCAACGCCCCCGCCUGGGCUUAUAUACGCAGUGCAUGGCCCCUCCGCACCUGAGGGGGCAUAAUGUGGCUGAGGUGCAGAAGAAGGAGUUUGUCUGCACAGGUCACCACUCCUCGUCGUUCUCCUCCUGCAGUGUGUUACAGUGUCCAGAGUCCUGCACCUGCAGCAACAACAUCGUGGACUGCAGAGGGAAGGGACUGACAGAAAUACCUACCAACCUUCCUGAGACCAUCACUGAGAGCCGACUGGAGCAGAACGCCAUCAAGGUGAUUCCAGCUGGAGCCUUCUCUCCGUAUAAGAAGCUGCGCAGGAUAGACUUAAGUAACAACCAGAUAUCAGAGCUGGCUGCGGACGCAUUCCAGGGUCUGCGAUCGCUCAACUCUCUGGUGUUGUACGGGAACAAGAUCACUGAGAUUUCCAAAGGACUGUUCGAGGGGCUGUUUUCUCUGCAGCUAUUGUUACUGAAUGCUAAUAAGAUAGCGUGUCUACGUGUGGAUGCAUUUCAGGACCUUCACAACCUCAAUCUGCUCUCACUUUAUGACAACAAGCUGCAGACGAUCGCCAAGGGAACGUUCUCAUCACUGAGAGCCAUUCAAACACUCCACUUAGCCCAGAACCCAUUCAUAUGCGACUGCCAUCUGAAGUGGCUGGCUGACUACCUGCAGGACAAUCCCAUCGAGACCAGCGGUGCACGCUGCACAAGUCCGCGGCGGCUCGCCAACAAGAGGAUCGGACAAAUCAAGAGCAAGAAAUUCCGCUGCUCAGGUACUGAGGAUUACCGCAGCAAGCUGGGGGGAGACUGUUUUGCAGACCUGGCCUGCCCCGAGAAGUGUCGCUGCGAGGGCACAACAGUCGACUGCUCCAACCAGAAACUCACCAAAAUACCAGAUCACAUUCCUCAGUACACUGCAGAACUACGUCUAAACAACAAUGACUUCACUGUCCUGGAGGCCACGGGGAUUUUCAAAAAACUGCCUCAACUGAGGAAGAUUAACCUGAGUAACAACCGCAUCACAGACAUAGAGGAGGGAACAUUCGAAGGAGCCUCUGGAGUCAACGAGUUAAUUUUGACCUCCAACAGACUGGAGAACGUGCACCACGGCAUGCUGAAGGGACUGAGCGGCCUCCGCACACUCAUGCUGAGGAGUAACCACAUCAGCUGUGUGAGCAACAGCAGCUUCGUGGGCCUGAGCUCCGUGCGUCUCCUGUCACUCUACGACAACCAGAUCACCUCCAUGAGCCCGGGAGCCUUCGACACACUGCACUCUCUGUCCACGCUAAACCUUCUGGCCAAUCCCUUCAACUGUAACUGUCACCUGGCCUGGCUCGGGGAUUGGCUGAGGAGGAAACGUAUCGUCACCGGUAACCCUCGCUGUCAGAAUCCUUACUUCCUGAAGGAGAUCCCCAUCCAGGAUGUAGCUGUCCAGGACUUUGCCUGUGAAGACGGUAACAAUGAGAACAGCUGCUCUCCGGUGCUGAGGUGUCCAGCGGAGUGCUCCUGUCUGGACACAGUGGUCCGCUGCAGCAACAAGGGUCUCACCACGUUGCCCAAAGGUCUCCCCAAAGAGACCACUGAACUGUACCUGGAUGGUAACCAUUUCACUCAGGUUCCCACGGAGCUCUCCAACUACAAACAUUUAACACUUAUUGACUUGAGUAACAACCAGAUCAGCACGUUGUCCAACCACAGCCUCAAUAACAUGUCCGAACUGCUUACCCUAAUCCUGAGCUACAACCGCCUCAGAUGCAUACCAGUGAGGGCCUUCGAUGGACUCAAGUCCCUCCGACUGCUAUCUCUACAUGGUAACGACAUAUCUCUGAUCCCAGAGGGCGCUUUCAAAGACUUGUCGUCACUUUCCCACUUGGCCCUGGGGGCCAACCCUCUGUACUGCGACUGCCACAUGCAGUGGCUGUCAGACUGGGUGAAGAGUGGAUACAAGGAGCCUGGUAUAGCCCGCUGUGCCGGGCCUGGAGACAUGACCGACAAACUGCUGCUGACCACGCCUUCUAAGAAGUUUACGUGCACAGGCCCGGUGGAUCUGAGUGUCCAGGCCAAAUGUGAACCCUGUCUGUCAAACCCCUGCAAGAACGACGGCACCUGCUCCAACGACCCGGUGCACUACUACCGCUGCACCUGCCCCUACGGAUUCAAGGGCCAGAACUGUGAGGAGCCCAUCCACGCCUGCAUCAGUAACCCAUGUCAGAACAGUGGAACCUGUCACCUGAAGGAAGGAGAAGGAAGCAACUUCUGGUGUGUGUGUCCAGAGGGCUUUGAAGGCGAUGCCUGUGAGAUCAACAUAGACGAUUGUGAGGACAACGACUGUGAGAACAACUCCACCUGCAUCGACGGUAUCAACAACUACACCUGCAUGUGUUCCCCGGAAUAUACAGGUGAACUGUGUGAAGAGAAAGUGGACUUCUGUGCUCCGGAUCUGAAUCCAUGUCAGCACGACUCAAAGUGUAUUUUGACUCCUCAAGGAUACAAGUGUGAGUGCACACCUGGCUACGUAGGUGAGCACUGUGAAGUGGACUUUGACGACUGUGAAGAGAACAAGUGUCAGAACGGAGGUCAGUGCAUCGAUGCCAUCAACGGAUAUACCUGCGUCUGUCCAGAAGGAUACAGUGGGUUGUUCUGUGAGUUCCCUCCUCCCAUGGUCCUUCCUCGCACCAGCCCCUGUGACAACCACGAGUGCCUGAACGGUGCCCAGUGUGUGGUUGUGGGUUCAGAUCCCCGCUGCCAGUGUCUGCAUGGCUACGAGGGUGAACACUGUGAGACGCUUGUCAGUGUCAACUUUGUCAACCGCGAGUCUUACCUGCAGCUUCCCUCCAGUCUUUUCUCACCACAGACCAACAUUAGCUUACAGAUAGCAACAGAUGAAGACAACGGAGUGUUGUUGUACAAAGGGGACAAUGAUUACAUUGCCAUGGAGCUGUACAGAGGUCGCCUCAGGGUCAGCUACGACACCGGCUCUUACCCACCUUCUGCUAUAUACAGCGUGGAGACGGUGAAUGAUGGAAGUUUUCAUGUGGUGGAGUUGGUGACAUCAGACCAAACUCUGUCUCUGUCUAUUGAUGGUGGAUCACCCAAAACAAUCAACUCCAUUAGCAAACAGUCCACACUCAACAAAGACUCUCCUCUUUACCUGGGAGGGAUGCCGGAGCGGGCCUCCACUUCUGGGGGUCUGUCAGCCCUGCAGCACAGCUCUGGAGGACGCAACGGCUCCAGCUUCCACGGCUGCCUCCGUAACUUAUACGUUAAUGGGAAGCUGCAGGACCUGGGGGCUGGGCUGAAGUCAGGUUCAGGCUCAGGGGUCAGACAGGGGCUCGGUCAAGGGGUGGAGCCAGGCUGCCAGCCAUGCCAAAGAGGAGUCUGUGUCCAAGGGGACUGUCAUCCAACGGGGCAUCGGGGCUUCACCUGCACCUGCCACCCUGGCUGGACCGGAGCACUGUGUGACCAGCAGGUCAACAACCCCUGUGAUGGCCAUAAGUGUAUCCACGGAACCUGCCAACCAAUCAACUCCUACUCUUACUCCUGUCGCUGCCAGCCUGGUUUUACUGGUGUACUCUGUGAUACCCCGGACCAGGAAACUGCUAACCCCUGCAGUCUUGCCCGCUGCAAGCAUGGCAAAUGCAGAGUUUCAGGUCUGGGAAACGCAUACUGCGAGUGUAACAGUGGAUACACAGGGGAGGCCUGUGACAGAGAGGUGGCCUGCAGAGGAGAACGGGUCAGAGAUGUCUACCAGAGACAGCAAGGCUACGCGGCGUGUCAGACCCAGGAAAAGGUCUCCCGCCUAGAGUGUCGGGGCAGUUGCACUGUGGGUGCGGACGGACAAGACACCUGCUGCACCCCUGUCCGCAGCAAACGCAGGAAAUAUACCUUCCAGUGCACUGAUGGUUCUUCUUUUGUCCAGGAAGUGGAGAAAGUGGUGAAGUGCGGCUGUACAAAGUGUUCGUCAUAAAAAAAAGACAAUACCCUUGGCAGAUUUCCACCUACACCAGUAUUUUCUAUGUUCCUGUCAACCAGCUUACUUGAUCCUCGUCCUCAAAUGUCUAUUGUUCCAGUUCUCUAUGGAAAAAAAAAAACUCCACACACAACAGUCCUCCUUCUUAAUGGACCCUGUUUUUUGUAGAAAAACCUAUGGGGGAAAAAGAAAGAAAUGCCUAGAAAUAUGUUUUUCGUGACAUUGCUGGACUGAUGAUGUACAAAAACAGACUUAUUUUUAUUAUGAAGUGGACAAAAAGACAAAAAAAAAAUAAAAAUAAGUUGACUUUUUCCUCACACCUCCUUCCUUUCGUUGGUUAUGAUGAGUCCAAUGCUGUGCCACACUGUCUCUUCCCUGGAGGACUGACCGAUGUCACUGAUGUUGAUGACUUGACCACUUCCACUUCACUUCCUGCAAACCCUUCUGUGAGUUUUGUGCUUUAGGAGUCACUCUAACUGGUAGUUUCACAGACUCGCCGCAGGGAGGAGCUGUAUUAUGGCAUGAGAGAUGGUAGGUGGCGAUAACCUUCCUUAACAGACCUCCACAAAUCCUCUGAGACUGUGCACAUCUCCUGACACACAGCUGUGCUAAAACUUGUGGUAUUUUAUUCAGCUACUGAACACACACACACACACGUACACACUCUUGCUUAUUCAACACACCUGUAGACUGAUGGUUAAAUAAACUUCUCUCUGUUUAUUGACCUCUAUCAUGAAAAACAAGUAUUUAUUGUAUUAUAAAUACCUGUAUCUAUUCAGUAGACCCCCCCUAUGUAUCAAACUGAUUCUUUUAAUAUAUAUUAAUUUAUAUUUGUGCUUAUUUUUGUAUUAAAAAAGACAUAAUCUGUCCAGAUAGCUGAACUAACACGACGGUGUCCUUUAUUUUGGUUGAAGAGAAAUUGUUUUUUGGUCGCUGAAUCUAUUGCGCUUGCCAGAGACCUUAGUUACAUUUAAAAUCUGCAAAUGUGACGUGAAGACAUUGUAUAUUUUUGUCGCCUUUCCUGAGAGUUUGUACUGUGCCAUUGCCAGAAGGUCUUUAUAUUAGACUAUAAAUGUAUAGAUGAUUUCUCUACCUGUGUAUUUCACAUACAGAUCUCGUGAGUAGCAUUGACCCUAGAGGAUUCUUAGAACUGUUUUUAACCUUUUUAACAAAUUUAUGCUUUAAGGAAACUGUGACUUUUUCUAAAUGAAACUACUUUGUUAGCCCCUUGGUCUCUGAUGUUAACAUGUUGCUGCUAAGUUUUUGUACUGUAGACUUGGAUCCUGAUCUGUAUGUUAUAUAGAACUUCUUGCUCCUACUGUACGGGGGGCACCUUGUGUAACAGAUAAAUAUGUUCCCCACACCUCUACACAUGUGCAUUGUGCUUCAUUUUCCCUACCUUCUCCAUCUCCAGACUAAUGUCAGUUCCCUGACUGAUGUUUGUUUAUUAAACACAAUAUUUACCUCAAA
Molecule: messenger RNA, 7963 nt
Organism: Cynoglossus semilaevis (tongue sole)
Lineage: Eukaryota; Metazoa; Chordata; Actinopteri; Pleuronectiformes; Cynoglossidae
Gene: slit2
Product: slit homolog 2 (Drosophila)
Exons: 36
Coding region: 1826-6490 (1554 amino acids)
Biological process (GO): negative chemotaxis; retinal ganglion cell axon guidance; negative regulation of cell growth
Molecular function (GO): Roundabout binding; heparin binding; calcium ion binding
Source: RefSeq, a predicted model, not a curated record